UCACCGGGGUACACAAUGGAGUCGGACGUAUAUAGACAUGACUGGCUUGCAUAUUAAGCCCCGACGUCUUUGAAAACACUAGUUUGUAUAUUGUGACAUAACCGCGGAGGUUCAAGCGAGCAGUGGCCCAUUUACGAAUGGUGUUGAAACUGAAAGGAGUGUUACUGCUGAGUUCACCUGCUGUGCUGUAGACCACUGCUGCUGUCUUACUGUACCACUGGCUGCUCUUCUGGGCGUCCUCUGCAUUUUUUCCAUGCUUUUGUGUGAAAGUGAAAUAGAAACCGUCCGCGUCAUUUUACAGAUAAGCGCCAAGGAAGAUGUCCGAGGUCAACAUAGCAAAGCGCAAGGAGAAGUGUGAGAACUGCACUAAACAGUGUAACAAGAAACAGAGUGAUGAUCCUGCCAACUCGAACCAGGAGAGCGAUGAGGUCAAUGGGCAGGCACAUGAGGGAUCUCAGUUGCUGCUGAGUGCCUGUCUGUCCUGUGAUGGCUGUGUAUCAGAGGAGGAGAGCCUGAAGAUCUCUCAGCAGAGUCUGGAGGAAGUGGAGCGUGUUCUGGCACUCAAUAAGAGGUGCGACGUGUCGAAGCACAAGGUGCUGGUAGCGUCCGUGUGUCCACAGUCUCUGCCUUUCUUCGCUGUCAAGUUUGGUGUGGACAUUACUGGCGCUGCUCACAAGCUCUGCGGCUUCCUCAAGAGUUUAGGUGUGCAGUAUGUGUUCGACACCACUCUGGCGGCAGGCUUUAGCAUCUUAGAGAGUCAGAAGGAGUUUAUCCAGAGAUAUCGCAGGAGGCACCACGACUCCCACGCCUUGCCCAUGUUCACCUCCUCCUGCCCAGGGUGGAUCCGUUAUUCAGAGCGAGUCCUGGGCAGUUUGGUCACUCCGCAUAUUUGCACAGCCAGGUCUCCUCAGCAGGUCAUGGGCUGUCUGGUCAAAGACUACUUCUCCAAACAGCAGCAGAAGCUGAGUCCAGAGAAAGUCUACCACGUGUUAGUUGCCCCCUGCUUUGACAAGAAGCUGGAGGCUGUCAGAGAGGAGUUUUACAACAGCCUGCUGGAGACCAGAGAUGUGGACUGUGUCCUCACCUCAGGGCAGAUCUUUUGCCUGAUGGAGCAGAGGAAGGUUUCUGUGGAGGAGCUGGACUCCGUUCCACUGGACCAUGUGCUGGGAGAGGCUGCAGACGUGACGCUGGUGAGGCACGAGGGCCGAGGCUCUGAAGGCUUUCUGGAGCACAUCUUCAAACAUGCUGCCAAAGAGCUCUUUGGUCUGGAUGUCAGUGAGAUCACAUACAAGAACCUCAGGAACCGGGACUUCCAGGAAGUAACUCUGGAGCGGGAUGGGGAGACUCUGUUGCAGUUUGCUGCUGUCUAUGGUUUCAGGAACAUCCAGACGCUGGUUCACCGAAUGAGAAAGGGACGUGUACCUUACCAGCUGGUGGAGGUGCUGUCCUGCCCAGGAGGGUGCUUGAGCGGCCGCGGUCAGGCGGAGGGUGAGGGGACAGGCCGGGUGGAUAAAGCCCUGGUGCAGCAGAUGGAGGAGGCAUACACCAGCCUGCCAGUCCGUCUCCCGGAAGUCAACCCAGCCCUGCACACCCUCUAUCAAGACUGGCUGCAGGGCCAGGACUCCCCGCAGGCCAACACCCUCCUUCACACCCAGUAUAGAAAUCAGAGUCAGAGCCACACACAGCCCCCACACAUGCAGUGGUGAGGAGAAAGGGGGUGUGCUACUUUUUAAGACAUGAUGGAAGUUGCAUGGGGACUGCUUUCUGGUUGAUUCUGCUCGGACCAUCUGGCACCACGAAGGACAAGCCGAGGACCAAGCUGCACUACGGAGCUGUGCAGCAGUUCUUCCAUUUGGCCACAGGGGGGUGAUGUCUGUAUUUAAAAUUCUUGGAUCUCCUGUGCCAAAAGAGGAUCCAUAGUGCAGAAGAACACUCAUGUAUAUUUUACGCAGACCGAAGCAGUGAUGUCAUUAAGCUGCCGACAAAAAAAAACAUUAGGUACAAAGUUGCCUGAUCUGCCAGCUACUCAAAGGAAGUCUGUAGCAACUGUGAACUAUUUAUGUCAAUUUACAGAGCAAUAAGCCAGUGAUGUGUACAACAAAAUGUACAGUUGGAGCUCAAAAACUGAACUUGUGGAAGCCGAAUGUCCUUUUGAGGAGUCUAAUGUAUCCCAGAUGUAAACUGUCCAAUAUAAAACCUGCUGUUUUAUGUUAA
Messenger RNA from Scatophagus argus, 2214 nucleotides. RefSeq names its product nuclear prelamin A recognition factor (gene narf). The record is from RefSeq and is a predicted model, not a curated record. Lineage: Eukaryota; Metazoa; Chordata; Actinopteri; Scatophagidae. The transcript is spliced from 12 exons. Gene Ontology annotation, molecular function: lamin binding. Gene Ontology annotation, cellular component: lamin filament. Bases 318 to 1706 code for a protein of 462 amino acids.